AGGAGCUAAGCAACAAAGGAAGGGCAGCUACUCAUUCAGAAAAAGCAGAAAACCAAGUGCAAAAGAUGAAUAGGGCAUCAAAUCAAUAAGAUGUGUUGGCAAAUAUAAAGAAAUAUAGAUGGCGUUUUCUCCCAUGGUUAUUUGAACUAAAAAAAUACUCUAAAUCGAUCUUAAAAGCCUCUCCAUCAAGGCACCAGCAGUAUAUACUUCUCAAACUUUUAGGCAGUUCAAAUCAUCGUUGAAUUAUCAAUUUGAUAAUGAAGCGUAUUCGCUCAAGUGUGACUGACGUUUGUGAUCAAGCAGCUACAGUUGCAAGUGCAACUACACAAAAUGCAGCCAAAUCUGAAUUUUGCAUAGUUGAUGUAAAUAAUUCAGCUCUUGAUGGAUCUGCAAAUAUUCAAGCAGGCUCUAGUUGGGAUUGGAAUUAUCAUGAUAGAGAACUUGGUUUACACAUCCAAUCACUUCUCGCAGAGAAUGAGGGUGGUAAUGUUGAUGUGAUUAGAAAUAUUGAGCGUGUUAAAGAACCACUUCAUCGUAAGCAUGGGGAGAGUGAUUUGGUGGUGAUCCUAUUCGCAGAGAAUGAAAGUGGUAAUGUUGAUGUGAUUAGAAAUAUUGAGCGUGUUAAAGAACCACUUCAUCGUAAGCAUGGGGAGAGUGAUUUGGUGGUGAUCAUAGGAUAGGAUCAUAUAUGGAAACGGAUGCAAAGCCACUGGUUAUUAUUGUUGCAUGUCAAGACACUAAAACCAAGGGUUUGAGGUUGCACCAAGAUCAAAUGGUAAGCGUGAGAAAGUUAAAUUCAGUAUUGAUGAAUCUCGAAGGGCAGAGAAAGUUGCACAUUUCCAUGAUAUUGUUGAUCUAAUGAAUGUAGUAACUAGGACAGAUGUUUGGAUGACCGAUCUUAACCUAUCUGGGGAUUAAAACGACUCCAUUAAUUUCAAUAUCUCUUAGUCGGAAUUGGAGAUCCAAGUUAAAUCCUAUCCAACCCCAGGAGAAUAACGUGGGAAUGUCAGUACCAGUAUUGUCCACAUUAUAUUACAGUUCAGUUAUUAUAUUUUAGUUCUUUAUUUUUAUGUGUUUUCUAUUUGAAUGUCAAACUUUGUAAUAAGAAAAGACAUAGUGUUUAUAAAUAGGGGAUUGUUUGAGUAUAGGCGUAGAUUUUGAUUUUAAAAUUUUUCUUUCUUUCUUUUGGGAAUGUUGCACUAUCCAUUCAUCUUCCUUAUCCUAGAGUUGGUAGCCUGGGUGGAGUUGUGUCGUGUGUAUUUUGGUGCUUCCUUUACAUCAACAAUAUUCAUUUUGUUAUUUUUUGCCUCCAAAAUUCUUCUCAGUAAUUCUUGAUUGUUGUUUUGUUAAAAUUCUACUCUAAUAUCCCUUGUCGGCAUAACUCACUCACAUUCAUGAAUUUGUAGGAACUAACAUUCAAUUUUUUUCCCAUUCUCUAAGCAUCAAAGAAUACCAUCUAUACAUUGAUCUAAUAACAUGUUGAUUAAAGGCAUUCAUUCAAGCCAUAAUUUGUACUUGAAAAAAGGAAAAUACAUAGCAUGUUUUUUUUUUCUUUUCGAAGCUCAUGACACACUGUAUUUGUUGUGCCUUGAACUCGGGACAAUGAGUUUGAGAUAGAACUCUCAACCACUAGGCAUAGUAGGCUGCAAAAGAAAAAACAUAUGUAAUUCACUUAGUCUCGACUACUGCUUAGAUGUAAAGCUUUAUAUAUCCCCUAAAAAUCAGUAAAAAGUACAAUAGAUAAUUCUCUCAAAAAUUUUCAAAUUCUAGUGAAAAUUACGACACAGUAUGAAAGGUCAUGAACUCUCCUUUACAAGAAGCGCAACCUUCACUAACACCAUUAUGGAUCAAAAUUUCAUCCCACAUAUAAAGAUCAUUCUCUCCAAAUCACACGAUACAAACUUAAUUAAAUUACUUUGUGAAUAAUUCA
Phalaenopsis equestris is the source of this 1930-nucleotide messenger RNA. RefSeq lists its product as uncharacterized. Bases 258 to 680 code for a protein of 140 amino acids. The record is from RefSeq and is a predicted model, not a curated record. The transcript is spliced from 2 exons. NCBI's taxonomy places the organism in Eukaryota, Viridiplantae, Streptophyta, Magnoliopsida, Asparagales, Orchidaceae.